CGACAAACUAAGAUAACUUGUUGCACCGCCCACUUCCUCUUGGCUCAAACGUGGGUGAGUGAGCGAAUUCAGAUUUCGAAUAACGUUUACUUGGGACCUACCUAGCAAAUUAGUUAGUUAGCAAAAACGAGUCGGACACUAACGUUAACUUUCUCGGUGGUGAUUCUACAGCUGCAUCAUGCAGCCGGCUAGAGCACAAAAAGGAUUUUCUAACAAAAGCCAGCUGUUUGAUUCUCUGAAGGUGUAUCUGAACAACAAGAACCGACUACAACCCAUUAUUGGCCUGGGCAGUAUUAUAGAAUGUGUGAAGGCGGGUACACACAACAGAGAAGUAUUGUACCUGUGUGAGGUCUGUGUGUGUCGCCUUAGUAAAGCCGACAUGCGGAACCACAUCAUGGGAAGUCUCCACAGAUACAGCUACAUUAAAGCCUGGCACCCCCACUUAAUGUCUGAAUGGAAGGAGAUGUCUGACCUGUCUAAUCUGGCCUGGCCGCUGAUGGAGAUGGCCAAGGCACUUGAGGAAAAAGAAGGACCUGGAGAUGUCCAGUGGUUAGAGUUUGAAGACGCUUUAUUCCAGAAGAUGGCAACACACAGUGAGAAUGACGCAGUAACUCUGAUAACUAUCUUAAGAGAUGGGCAGGGCCAGGGUAACCCUGAGACCACAUCUGUGCAGCAGGAGCACCAUCCCAUCCAAUCGCAGAGGAUUGUACUGGUUUCCAAUAACCAACAAAGACCGUCCAAGAAAUCCCUUGAGACCUCAGCAGAGACAAACAGAACUAUAGCUUUUAUCAAAUCGGAAGACUUGUUAAAGAACCCAUCUCCUGAACCCUCUGUGCUAUCGAAGAACAGCAACAGCUUUCUCGAUGGCUACACAGGAACCAAGCCUCUUAUUGGUCUUUUCCGUGUAGUUGAAUGUAGAAGUGACGAUGGCCGCACACACUGCUUCCUAUGUCACUGCUGCCGCAUCAGAUCCAACGAAAAGGACAUCAUUGAUCACCUAACCACGUCUUCCCAUCUCAUAAACUACUUGAUGGAAGCUUAUCCUGAGCAGGUGGAGGUAAUAAUGGCAGAUAUUAAUAAAAACUAUCAGCUUCUCCAAUCAUUGGCCAAGAAAGUGGAGCAAGAAGAGGGCAGAGGAGAGCCAAAGGUGAUAAAUGCACGAGAAUCCUUCUGUAACCUAAUGACUGGCAAAAGUUACCACUGGUGUAUAAAGAUGCUGUGUAAUGGAGGGACACAUACUAACACCCAAAAGCAGAAAAUAGCUGUCAAAGGGCUAAGUGUAAACAAUAUUUCGAAUCGAGCCAGGACAGAGAAAUGUACCGUGUUGCCGUCACAGUUUGCAAAAAGGAUGGCCGCAAAGAGGAAAAUGAAGCAAGUGGAUAAUACUGUGUUCAAGGUAAGCCUGCCUUUAACCAAAGGUUCAAUGCUGCUGGAGAGGACCUCUUUCAGUAUGGACAGCCUCCCUGGGUCAUCUGCAUGCUCCCCUUCAUCCGACUCAGAUCUCAUUCCCUCGCCAGAAUCUCAGUCAGAGGACUGUGAGUUGGACUAUGAUGCUGGAUCGUUUGCAAGUAACCACACUGAACACACCUCACAACUUCAGCAAGACCUCUGUAGGGGAGACGCUGGUCAAUACAAGGGACCGGAAAGAUAUGUCCCAGUUGCUCAGUAUCAAGAGGUGGCCGGUUCUUUCAAUGACAACGAAUACUUAUACUACAACCAGUCAGAAGACAUAACUGGAACAAAAUACCAAAAGGUCUAUGGGGACGAUAAUUACAAGAGACAACCCAGUUCUCAAGAAAGAUCAAGUAAGAGGUUUUACAAACAAUGGCAAAAUGAAGGCCCUCAGACACAAAACGAGUGGCUGUCACCGGCUGUGUCCCACACUCAAGACUGGCCAGCUUAUAAAUCUUCCUACAGAUGUGAGGCAGGUUGCACUGAGCAGUGGUACAAUUCAACUUCACAGAGUAAAGUUGGCACAAGAAUAUCAAGAGAAGAGCGACAGAACGAGAUGAGCAUGGAUGCUACUCAACAUUGUUACCAACAACAACCACAAAAUCAGUACAUGGAAUGUCUUCAGACAGGAAGUGUGGGACAGCAUGGUUUUUCUGAUGAAUGUGCUGCGCAGUCAGAUGCUGCUAGGAUCGGCAUGCAUCCUUACUUAGGAGAUCCCCUUGCUCACAGUAGCAGCACAGCACCAGAGUCUAGAGUAUGGUUUCCUGAGAUUGAACACAGACCAUUGCAAACAUACAUGGAGUUCGCCAUUGGUCCCGUCCAUGCAGUUCAACAAAGUUAUAUGACACAAUCUAAGGCCUAUCAAGCCACCCUGCCAGAGCAUGGGGUGAUGUCUUACCCAAACCACAAUAUUGGACCUAGGACAAACUCUGACCAGUGCUUUCAUCAUCCAUUCAGCGUGGGUGAGGGUAUGUCCCAGUCAAAAUGCCUUCAUCCCACCUUAGCAAGCUCUGUGUUAUAGAUCCCAUUCUGACUUUGAUUUCAGAGCUGCUGGUUUGUCGGAUUUACCGAUUUUAGGUAGUUCAGCUGGAACAACUCCAUUUAUGUUUGCAUAUCCAAAUUUGAAUUCUGGAUGUUUUGCCACACCUCACUGAGACCACAUUUUCCUAAUGGUUUGGUGUCCCCAUUUAAUGAAAUCUCACUCAGAUGGUCCAUCCUGGGUUCUUCACGUGCCAUGGCAUUUUUGAUGUUCUUUUAAAAUAAAUGCAUCUGGUCUUUGCCAUGAAUGGGAAUCUCCUAAUGGAGGAAUGUUUUGCCUGUAGUGAUAUAACUUUCAUAGCCACUGAGUUCAGUAUUCAGCUUUUAUAUGACAAAAUAUUUCUAUAUGAAACUGACAGUAAUAUGGCUUUUUUUUUCACUCUAAUCAAAUGAUUGUGGACCAUUAAACAAAAAGAAAAGCCUAAAUUGUGACAUAUUUCCUUGUAUGGGCCUGGCCAUGAAUGUAUUAUAAGUAAAAGUGUCUUGGUUGCAUCUGCUUAAAAAGCUGGUGCUUUAAAAAAAAAAGCCAGUGCUUUUUGAUUUAGAAGUAGGCUAUUUAUAAUAGACUUUUGUUAUCUCAGAAUUGUAAAAGUGACCCAAGAAUAUUAGGGAUAAUGAGCUUGAUUAAUUGGACAAGCAUUUAUUAUUCAUAUAUAUUUCUUGGGUUUACAUGUAUCCUAAACAAGUAAGGGUGAAAUACAUGCUCAGUAAUAUAAAUCAUCAAAUAUAUAAACUGCAUAAUAGCCAGCAGUUUUUUUUCUUAUAAAUGUAUUGUUUAAUAGCAACAAUUGAGAAAUUGCAAAGUUUUCAAAUCACACUGAGGCUGUGGUUUGUAGUUGUCACUAAAUAUGUUGAACCUCAAAUACUAAUAACCUGUAUUUGCUUUUACUUUUGGAACAUUAUGUUAAUGUGACUGCACAUGUUGUGUACAAGCUGCUUCUGAAUGUGUGAUGGCCUACUUUAGGUUUGUGCUUGAAUGUAUUUUCUUAACUUUUUUUUUUUGGGGAUUACCUCUUUUUGCUUACUUUGUGUACCACUGAAGAUAGUAUAUUUAUGGUGUAUAAUGGAACUAAUAUUGACACUAGGUUGCUAUAAAUGAAAUUUGGAAAAUGAGCAAGUGAUACAUUGUUCACCUGUUGAUAAUGUUAGACUAGGUAACAUUAUUAUAUAUUGUAUGUUUUAAGGUCAAGUUUAACAAUGCAAAUGCACAAUGCUGUGAUGCCUAAUACAUUUGUAAACGUCUUAGCUUCUUCAUUUAGGAGGUUUAAUCAUCACUGUUGUGUUCUACUUACAUAAAACUGUUGAUUAGUAAUGCUCAUUACACUUGAACAGAAGGGAAUUAAAGGAUGGAUAAGGA
Molecule: messenger RNA, 3847 nt
Organism: Etheostoma spectabile (orangethroat darter)
Lineage: Eukaryota; Metazoa; Chordata; Actinopteri; Perciformes; Percidae
Exons: 12
Coding region: 179-2473 (764 amino acids)
Source: RefSeq, a predicted model, not a curated record